Messenger RNA from Manihot esculenta (cassava), 713 nucleotides. Its product is annotated as 50S ribosomal protein L30. Gene Ontology annotation, molecular function: structural constituent of ribosome. Gene Ontology annotation, biological process: translation. Gene Ontology annotation, cellular component: large ribosomal subunit; mitochondrion. The record is from RefSeq and is a predicted model, not a curated record. The coding region runs from base 149 to 472 and encodes 107 amino acids. The transcript has 3 exons. Lineage: Eukaryota; Viridiplantae; Streptophyta; Magnoliopsida; Malpighiales; Euphorbiaceae.
UUCGAGGUGAGUUCUCAAUGGCCUUCGCCUCCGCCUCCGCCUCUGUUUCUCUUUCAAUUGCUUCUGCCUGUUAUUUGCUAUAGUUUCGCCUCUUUUGAUUCUUAAUAGCUAUGGCUACUUCGGCGGUAUAGGUGCAAGAGUGAAAGACAUGAAUGCAUUCAAGGCUUUCAAAGCCCAAGUUCCAAUUGCAUGGAGUCCUAACUUAUAUAUAACCUUAGUGAGGGGCAUUCCAGGAACCAGGAGACUUCAUAGACGUACCUUAGAGGCAUUGCGUCUUCGCAAAUGCAACCGUACUGUUAUGCGAUGGAAUACGCCCACUGUCAGGGGAAUGCUCCAACAGGUAAAGAGGUUAGUCGUGAUUGAGACAGAAGAGAUGUACAAGGCCCGCAAACAAAACGAGGCAAACCAUGGAUCACUACGUCCCCCUUUGGUCAUUAGCCACUCACCUGCGCAUGCAAGCAAUUCUUCCUAGAUCAUUCCAUCUGUUUUAUAUAGUCCUUUAGAGGUCAGCUCUCUGUUUCUUUAGUAUGCGUCUGUUGCUCAUGGGGUAUGUUUUUUUGGCAAUGUAUUUUCUGUAGUACGGCUGAUUUAAUGAACUGAAUUCUCGGAGCUUUGUUUAGUUUACUUGACAUAAUAGAUACACUUGUGUAUCUAACUCUGAUCAUCUCAAAAAUAUUUUUCGAAGUUCUUGAAGUAGCAAUAUUACAAUCGUA